Aureobasidium musti is the source of this 2388-nucleotide messenger RNA. The record is from the annotation of a GenBank genome assembly. NCBI's taxonomy places the organism in Eukaryota, Fungi, Ascomycota, Dothideomycetes, Dothideales, Saccotheciaceae.
AUGGCAGGCAACAACAGAGACGAGCGUACACCAUUGCUUGAUGGUGAUGCACCAACUGCUGGUCGGGCUGACUCAAGCGAGUCGACAGGCACCCGUAUCAAACGCUUCUUGCAACGCAAUGGCGUCUAUCUAAUCAUUAUACUUUUACUGCUGUUGGUCCUCAUACCAUUGAUUAUCCAGAGUGUUCGUAACAGCUCUGAGCACCACGGCUCUCAUGAUCAUAACAAGAAACACCAUCACGAUAAGGAACCUUCGAAUCCAUCAACCAACAAUACCGAGCUUUGUACAUCUGCCGCGUGUGUGCUCGCAUCUGCAAAUAUUCUCCGUAGUCUUGCUCCAAGCUACGAGAAGCUGGAUCCUUGUGAUGAUUUCCGCACGUAUGUCUGUGCUGGAUUUGAUGCUAGCCACGAAAUUCGAGAGGAUCAGGCUGGCGUUGGCAACCUUCAGAUCAUGAAUGAAGACAACCAGCUCAUCUUGAAGCACAUCCUAGAAUCGCCUGCUCCCAAGGAUACGUCGCUGUUCUGGACUGCAGCAAACCCAGAUCAGGAGAUUUUCACCAAGUUGCAGGACGGUUACAACGCAUGCAUGAACGAGACAUUACUUUCUCACAUUGGAUCCAAACCUCUGCUCGAUCUUCUUUGGCAACUCGAUGAGAUCUACCCUGAGAAAUCGAAGUCAAGCAAGAAGGACGAGUCGCUGACUAAGGCAGUUGAGUACCUGAUGGAGAUCGGUGUUGGAGGUCCAGUCUCUGUUGACGUUGGUGCUGAUGAUAAGGACCCUGAUGUCAAUAUUGUUUCUGUCGGUGCUCCUUGGUCAUUCGGAUUGCCCAGUAAACAAUACUUCGAACGUGCAGAAAUUGUUGCAUCAUACAAAGAUACCAUCGGAACUGUCUUGGAGGCUCUUCUCAAGGAGGCCAAGUCUGGUGUCCUCUCCUUCAUGUACGAGGGAGACAACGAAUCUGGUAUACUGAGCAAGGAUCUUGUUGACAGCCUUGUUGCCUUUGAGAAAUCUCUGGCAAAUGCCGCUCCGGACCCAGAGGACGCUGCCGAUGUUACAAAGUACUACAACCCGCGUACCUUGAAGGAGACCGAAGCCUACAAUUCGGAAAUCUCUAUCACUCACAUCCUUGACAAAUUUGCACACGGCUACACACCCUCGAAAAUUAUUGUUGGCUCACCAUCCUAUCUGAAGGACCUUUCUAAAAUCCUCAAAUCGUCCUCGAGAAAGACAAUCAAGACUUAUCUGGUCUGGAAGGUAGUCCAAUCUUGGGCUGGAGCUGUUGAGGACCCUGCUGUACAACCACUUCUACGAUUCAGAAACAAGUUGCAAGGCAAAGCCCCAGAUGUCAGGCAAGAACGCUGGAGAACAUGCGUGAGUUCGGUUGGUAAUGACCUUGAAUGGAUCAUGAGUCGCUUCUUCAUAGAGCGCGCGUUCUCCAAAGAGGCAAAAGACCUAGGCGACCAGAUUAUCCUUGACAUCAAGGAUGCUUUCACCAUCAAGCUUAACGAGUCCGAAUGGAUGACCGAAAGCGUUCGCCAGUUGGCCAUUGAGAAGGUCCAUCUCAUCCGUCAGAAGAUCGGUUACCCCACUCGCAGCCCUGAUAUCACCAACGCUGGAGAAUUGCAGCAAUACUACAGCAACAUCAGUGUCUCGGCCACAGCUUAUUUCGAAAACAAGCUAUCAGUUGUCAGACACGAUGUCCGCGAAAGCUGGUCACGAGCAGGCAAACCAGUCGAUAAAGACGAGUGGGAUAUGAGUGCACCCACGGUCAACGCAUACUACAAUCCACCGGCUAAUGAAAUUGUGUUCCCUGCGGGUAUUAUGCAAGCUCCGGUCUUCUAUGAUCCUUCUAUACCCAGAUAUCUUUCUUAUGGUGCUUUUGGCGCCGUUGCUGGUCACGAGCUGUCACAUGCCUUCGACUCGUCCGGCAGGAAUUACGACCAGAACGGCAACUACACCGAUUGGUGGGACAAACCUACCAUCGAGGCUUUCAAGACCAAGACUGAUUGCUUCGUUGAGCAAUACCACAACUACACUGUUCCCACCAAGAAUGGCCGUCUGCCAAUCAACGGAAAGCUCACCUUGGGCGAGAACAUUGCUGAUGCCGGUGGUCUCACCGCCGCUUAUCAGUCAUGGAAGCGUCGCGAUGACGAGAAGGCAGAUCUUAUGCUGCCGGGUCUUGACCACUUUACCAAGGAGCAGAUCUUCUUCCUUGCAUACGGACAGACUUGGUGCGGCAAGAUGAGGGAGGAGCAAAUCGUGCAGAGGAUUUACACAGACCCUCACAGUCCUGACAUGUUCAGAAUCAAGGGUACAACUGCCAACUCGCGCGAAUUCAGAGAAGCCUUCAACUGUCCUGUCAAGGCACCUACUUGUGAGCUCUGGUAA